AUGACGGCGAGCGACGUGACACGUGGCCUUUCUAUUUUUCUGUCGCUCACGCCAAUUGAUUCAGCACGAGCGGAGGCCGCGCCAUCUUUGAUCACCGGAGAUUCUCAGUCCUCGAAUCGCCGAAGCCAGCAGCCUGAUACUACAUUGAAGAAAGACCCAGAUUGCUCUCGAAUUCGAUGCCGCUUGACUUAUCUAAAGAGGCUUAACUUCUCCUCGGACGCAACAUUCAUCCACACCGGAAACUCUGGUAAAAUCCAAGCAAAUCUGGUGAGUAGAUACCUCAAGCCAUACACAACGAUGAGGUAUUUUCCAGAUGGAAUACGAAACUGCUACAAUCUGAAAGUUGACAAGGGUCGUAAAUAUUUGAUCAGAGCUUCCUUUGUAUAUGGAAACUACGAUGGUUUUGACAUUAAACCGGUGUUCGAUCUUUAUCUUGGACCUAACCUAUGGGCAACGAUAGAUUUAGAAACACAGGUGAAUGGUACACGGAAAGAUCUCUUACACAACCCAACAUCAAACUCGUUGAAGAUUUGUCUUGUCAAGACUGGGACAAGUACACCGCUUUUAUCCGCCUUGGAGUUACGUCCCAUGGGGAGUGAUUCUUAUAUCACCAAGUCUGGUUCCUUGAGUCUAUACUUCUGGCGUGAUAUUAGCGAGUCAACAUCUCAGAUACGGUAUGCAAGCGACAUGUAUGAUCGCAUAUGGACACCGUACUUUCAGAAGGAAUGGACCCAGAUUUCCACUGAUCGCAAAGUGACCAAUUCCAACAGUUAUGAUCCAGCGGAAGAUGUGUUAAGAAAUGCUGCCACGCCUACUAAUGCCAGUGCGCCAUUGACGAUUGAAUGGAUCUCAGGAAUUCCUGAUGAUCAAUAUUACUACUACGCACACUUUUCUGAGAUCCAAGACUUGCAGGCAAGUGAAACCAGGGAAUUCAACAUUGUAUGGAAUGGAGAACAGCGUUACGCUCUAAUUCCAGAAAGGCUAGGCAUAAAUACCAUCUCGAACAAGUCACCGCUAACUUGCAAAGGGAAAUGUAGUUUUCAGCUGAUAAGAACCAACAACUCAACUCUUCCACCUCUACUUAAUGCUUUGGAGGUCUACACAGUUAUUCAGUUUCCGCAGUCCGAAACAGAUGAAAGCCACGUGGUUGCUAUGAAAAACAUUGAGACCACCUAUGGAUUGAGUAGAAUUAACUGGCAAGGCGAUCCAUGCGUCCCUCAACAGCUUAGGUGGGACGGUUUAAACUGCAGCAACACGAAUAUGUCCUUGCCACCAAUAAUUAUUUCAUUAAACUUGUCUUCAAGUGGUUUAACUGGAAGCAUAGCAACUGCCAUUCAGAAUCUUACGCUACUAGAAAGGCUGGACUUGUCGAAUAAUAACUUGACCGGAGAGGUGCCGGAGUUUCUAGGCAACAUGAAAUCGUUGUUGUUCAUAAACUUAAGCAGGAACGAUCUUAAUGGUUCAAUUCCUCAAUCUCUACAGAGGGAAGGACUCGAGCUACUUGUUGAAGGAAACCCAAAGCUUUGUCUCUCUGAAACAUGUAGAAAACCGCCAAAGAAGAAAGUUCUUAUUCCAAUUGUUGCAUCUGUUGCUUCUGCAACCAUUGUCGUUGCUGUAUUGGUUCUUUUUCUUGUACUUAAAAAUAAAAAGUCCACGUAUCUGCAAGGUCUACGACACCUGCUACCAUGGACGUCAACGGUGAAUGAUACAUUUGCUAAUAAGAAAAGCAGAAGGUUCACAUAUUCAGAGGUCAUCAAAAUGACAAAUAACUUCCAAAGAGUUUUAGGCAGAGGAGGGUUCGGCGAGGUGUAUCACGGUACUACUCUAAACGGUUCCGAAGUGGCUGUGAAAGUACUCUCUCAGACUUCAACUCAGGGCUAUAAAGAAUAUCAAGCAGAGGUUGAUCUUCUUCUAAGAGUUCACCAUACAAAUUUGGUGAGCCUCGUCGGGUAUUGCUAUGAAGGAGAUCACUUGGCCCUCAUCUACGAGUUGCUUCCCAAUGGAGACUUAAAACAACAUUUGUCAGGAAAAGGAGAUGGAUCAUCCAUCGUCAACUGGAGUAUUCGACUACGAAUAGCUUUGGAAGCAGCACUAGGAUUGGAGUACUUACAUAUUGGAUGCACACCGCCGAUGGUUCAUAGAGAUGUCAAAACUGCAAACAUAUUGCUGGACGAGCAUUUCAAGGCCAAACUCGCUGAUUGUGGUCUCUCAAGAUCUUUCCAAAGUGGAGGCGAAACUCGGGACGCAAGUGCAACGGCUGUUGUUGGUACUCUUGGAUACCUUGAUCCUGAGUAUUACCGUACAAGUCGUUUGUCUGAGAAGAGUGAUGUCUACAGUUUCGGGAUCGUUUUGUUGGAGAUGAUCACAAACCAACCCGUGAUUAAUCUGACCUCUGAGAAUUUACACAUAACACAAUGGGUUGGGUUUAAGAUUAACCGAGGUGAUAUUACUAAUAUUAUGGAUCCAAACCUUUGCAAUGAUUAUGACCCUAACUCUGCCUGGAAAGCUCUUGAACUCGCAAUGUCAUGCGCCAAUCCUUCUUCCUCAAAACGGCCAUCCAUGUCUAAGGUUAUAAACGAGCUAAAAGAGUGCAUUGAGGGGAUGACCAAGAAUCCAGGCUUGGAAACGACCACUAGCUUGGACACGUCGGUGGUUCCCACGGCAAGAUAA
Molecule: messenger RNA, 2670 nt
Organism: Microthlaspi erraticum
Lineage: Eukaryota; Viridiplantae; Streptophyta; Magnoliopsida; Brassicales; Brassicaceae
Source: the annotation of a GenBank genome assembly